AUGCCCUCCAGUAAGAAGAUUCUGCACUUCACGGCCAGCGCCCUGCUGACCUCCGUGGCCGUCGGGCUGCUGGGGUUCGGCAUGUCAGCGCAGUGGGCUAUAUCCAACUCGUCCUGCGGUGGAACUAUCCUGGUCAACGGGACUGCUAAGAUCGAAUUAGCUCUGUUUGAAGGGAAGCUGGAGAGAGUCGACUGCCCUCUGUUUGGGAGUACUGAUUACUUUUCAGUGGUUCCAACGCUGAUUGACAUCGGAGGUGCUUCCAGUGCCCUGCACAUCUUGGUCGUGUUCCUACUGGUCCUGUCUCUGCUGUUUUCUGCCGGCAACAUCCUGAUCUCCCUCUACAACAGCGUAGCAAACCCUUAUGAGACCUACAUGGGGCCUAUUGGAGUGUACACCUGCUGCUCUGUCAGUGUAUGCUUAGCAGCGUUGGCCCUCAUCUUAUUUGUGGUGAACAUCAGCGUGACCGGCAUGGCGGACAGCUUGGUGGAGAAGUUUUCCAGUUCUGAAGUAACUCUGAAGGACUUAAGUUCUGAGAUGCAGGUGGGAUUCUUCAUGAUCAUCCCCAACAUUGCGCUCAAUCUUGGUGCCAUUGGAUCCAUCUACAUGUACGACCAUGCGGCCUACACACACAGAAGAGAACAGCAGAAGCCUACAGAGGAUGCACCAAAGGAGAUCAUGAUGUAUUAG
This is a messenger RNA of Salarias fasciatus (jewelled blenny), 687 nucleotides long. RefSeq names its product clarin 3 (gene clrn3). The record is from RefSeq and is a predicted model, not a curated record. NCBI's taxonomy places the organism in Eukaryota, Metazoa, Chordata, Actinopteri, Blenniiformes, Blenniidae. The transcript is spliced from 3 exons. The coding region runs from base 1 to 687 and encodes 228 amino acids.